Messenger RNA from Onychomys torridus (southern grasshopper mouse), 2645 nucleotides. RefSeq names its product ArfGAP with dual PH domains 1 (gene Adap1). Gene Ontology annotation, cellular component: plasma membrane; intracellular membrane-bounded organelle. Gene Ontology annotation, biological process: positive regulation of GTPase activity. The coding region runs from base 388 to 1512 and encodes 374 amino acids. NCBI's taxonomy places the organism in Eukaryota, Metazoa, Chordata, Mammalia, Rodentia, Cricetidae. The record is from RefSeq and is a predicted model, not a curated record. Gene Ontology annotation, molecular function: phosphatidylinositol bisphosphate binding; GTPase activator activity. The transcript has 11 exons.
UAGGCAGGGCUGGCCUGAGCUACCCACGUCCUCAGCUCCAACCCGACAGGCACGGCUUGCGCGUGGGGUGGUCCAUUCUUCCGCGGCAUUCGGCCGGGUCCCCGCGACCCCGCCCCAGGUGGACCGGGGGAGGCCGGGCUCUCGGAAGAGGCCGCUCCCUAACCGCGCCACUGGGGGCCGCCCGCGGGCCGUGCGGUCCCGAGCGCGCCGUGCGUUGCGCCCCGGUCCCCGCGCGCGCAGCUCCGCUCAGGGCGGCCCCGCGCGGAGACACGAUCGGGGCCGGCGAGCGGGCUGAGCGGCGGCGAUGGCGCAGGGCGGGCGGCGGGCGCGCGGCGCGGGGCCCUAGUCCGGCGGGCGCGCUCGGGACGGCGCGGUGGCCGCGCAGCCAUGGCCGGGGAGCGGCGCCGGGCGCUGCUGGAGCUGCUGACGCGGCCGGGGAACGCGCGCUGCGCUGACUGCGGAGCCCCGGAUCCUGACUGGGCGUCCUACACCCUGGGUGUGUUCAUCUGUCUGAGCUGCUCUGGGAUCCACCGGAACAUCCCCCAGGUCAGCAAGGUGAAGUCAGUCCGUCUGGAUGCCUGGGAUGAGGCCCAAGUUGAGUUCAUGGCAUCUCAUGGGAACGAGGCCGCCAGAGCCGCAUUCGAGUCCAAAGUACCGCCCUUCUACUACCGGCCCACGUUCUCCGACUGCCAACUCCUACGUGAGCAGUGGAUCCGUGCCAAGUAUGAGAGGCAAGAAUUCCUUCAUGUGGAGAAGCAGGAACCAUAUUCUGCAGGAUACCGUGAGGGCCUUCUCUGGAAGCGUGGCCGGGACAACGGGCAGUUCUUAAGCCGGAAGUUUGUGCUGACGGAACGAGAGGGUGCCCUGAAAUACUUCAACAAAAACGACGCCAAGGAGCCCAAGGCUGUCAUGAAGAUUGAGCACCUGAAUGCUACCUUCCAGCCGGGCAAGAUUGGCCACCCCCAUGGCCUGCAGGUCACCUACUUGAAGGACAACAGUACACGCAAUAUCUUUAUCUACCAUGAAGAUGGCAAGGAGAUCGUGGACUGGUUCAAUGCGCUGCGAGCAGCCCGCUUCCACUACCUGCAGGUGGCUUUCCCGGGAGCCAGCGACGCAGAUCUGGUGCCCAAGCUCUCUAGGAACUACCUGAAGGAAGGCUACAUGGAGAAGACGGGGCCUAAGCAGACAGAGGGCUUCAGGAAACGCUGGUUUACCAUGGAUGACCGGAGGCUCAUGUACUUCAAAGACCCCCUGGACGCCUUUGCCCGAGGGGAAGUCUUCAUCGGCAGUAAGGAAAGUGGUUACACAGUGCUGGAGGGGCUCCCGCCAUCUACCCAGGGCCACCACUGGCCCCACGGCAUAACCAUUGUCACCCCCGACCGCAAAUUCCUGUUCACCUGUGAGACGGAGGCAGACCAGCACGCGUGGAUUGCAGCCUUCCAGAAGGUGGUGGACAGGCCCAUGCUGCCUCAGGAGUACGCAGUGGAAGCCCACUUCAAGCAUAAACCCUAAGGAAGAGAGCCCGGAGGCCCCAGGAUUCUGCAUUCAUGUGGCUGGACAGGCGGCACUGGACAGUAGGGGAGCCCAGCCUCCUGGCCCACACCCUGCUCCUUGGUGCAGCCCAGGCACGGCCAGGUGGGGCUCAGGCAAGCCCGUUGGACAGGCAUUUCUUCAGAACCUCAUUAAAGUUGAAGGCAGACUUGACUCUGGGCCUCACCUGACCCUGGUCCUGUCAUGCUGCUUCUAGCCAUGCCCAGCUGACCCACCCACCUUCCUGCUGCUGGGAGCCCUGCCUCCCUACUUGAGCAGGCCCCUACUAACUCUCCUGGCCUGAGGGGAUCUUGGCCUCAGGGCAGGACUUGGUGCUGGGCUGCUAUGGACAGCCAUGGACAGCUGUGGCAGCGGGCUGGCCUGGCUGCUGGGGACUCACUCUGGGACAUGCCGCAUGCCUCCCCUUCCCUCCCCCACGUCAACAAGUAUUUAUUGAGCACUGCUGUGUGUCAGUCAGGGAUCAAAGGUCAGGGGUCAGCUCUCCUUCCCCCUAGGACUGACCCAGCUAGGCUACUGGGAGUGUUUUGACUGGGAGCAGUUUUUCCCCCCAAGAGAACUGUGUGCCCAGGCCCUGGGCCCACCUGCUUGGAGCGCCCAGUGCCCUUGGGACAGCUGGCUGGAGCAGCCCGGAGGGAGCCUGCAGGGUGCUGUGCAUGGAGCCAAGCAGCGGUUUCCUUGGGAGCCAGGGAGGUCCCCAUCUGCUUUUGGGCGUCAGUGCCCAGUUCGGUGCUGCCCCCGCUUUGUAACCCAUGCCCUCUGGCCCUUGAAUGAGAGCCCAAACCAAGAGGUGGCCAUGGGCAGGAGUGGCUGCCCCCAGCCCUCACUGCUGCUGGCAGGCCAGUAGUUAAAGCCUCCUGUAUUUAUUUCCCUUGCUGCCCUCUGGCCACCCCGUCAGCUGGGCUCCCUUUUACGGGACCCCCCAAAGGGCAGGUCCUGGCCGCUGGACAGCUAGGGAGCAUUAGUGGGGGAUACAUCUGUGAGCAAUCUGGUCCUCGUCAAAGCUGCGCCCCAGGGAGCUGGGGGAGGGGUCCUUCGUGGGGCUGCCGCUGCCCUGUGUCAUGUCCCCUGGAAUAAAGUGUGGCUCUGGCGUGGUC